CGGCACGGCCCUCUGGUGAAUGAUUCGCUGCCUUUGAGUGCAGAGCUGGCCCCGGGCGGGUCACAUCUGUCGGCCCCAUUCUCCGCGCACAAAGGCUCGGAGGCCCCAGCGCCGGGCUGAUUAACGCGGGCAGGCUGCUUGCAUUGAGCAGGAGCCCACUGAAGAGAGCGGGGCACUUUCCUGCCUGCCUAAAAAACCCUUCCCCCCUGCUGGGAUCACCCCUGCUCUUCCAGGCCCCUCCAACCCUGCAGAGGGGGGCGAGGCUAUGUGAAAUCCCCCCUCUCUGUGGGCUCUGACCAAGCUGGAAACCCAUGGGCUUUGCCCAGCCUGGUCUGGGGAACAGCGGGGAAUUCUAGUUAGAGCUGGCUGCUCUCAUUUCCCCUGGAUGAGCCCCCGGGCUCACCUUGAAAUCAGGGCAGCGCUGCCUAGGGGACGGGCCUGCAGGGCAUUGCUGAUGGAAGACGAACAGCAGGGGUCACAGACCACAAUGGAGCCUCCUUGCUGUGGCUUCCAGGUAUCCCAGGGACAUGAGUGCUGCUGGGCUGGCACCCUCCCUGCUGGUGUGUCCCAUGCAGGCCCCACAUCUCCCAGACAGUGGCAUGGGCAGGCGGGCAGGAAACGCCCUUUUAGGUGGGGCAGGGGAGGAGGGUGGAGCUGCCAGCAGGGGCAGGGGAGGAACCAGUUGAACCAGGGCAUCUGCUUUGAUCCUGGGAAGAGAACCCAGGAGUCCCAGCUCCUAGCUGGAGCCUCCCUCCCUGGCCUGGGUUCCUGUGAGCUGGAACCUGAGCCCCGCGGGGCAGAUUGUCUUACAGCAGCUGGGAGCCUGGGCUGGGAGGGUGAGAUGCCUCCAGUGCUCACAGGGGAUGGGGUGGGCUCUUCAUUACCUGCUAACACUUUCCUGGCUGCUGUCCUGCAGGCGCUGGUCCAGCGCACUCCCCACCCGGAGCCAGGCCUGGCCAUUGCCUUGGGCACUGGCCAGGCCCAGGCUCAAGUCCCUGCACUGCCUCCAUCUCCCCACAUGACCCAGGGCACAUCGCAUAUACUUGCCAGCCCUCUGCCUCUGUUGGUGGGGGGUAACAGCCCUGUCUUGCUACUGUAGGAGGUGGGCAGGGAAGUGGUUAAAGUCUGCUGGGGCAUGGGGGGAGGGGGCAGAUGCUACACUGACCUGGUGAGGGGAAGUUGUGACUAGGCCACAGGAGGUACCACGCUGGCAUCUUCCCCCGGCCUGUAUCUGCAUGGAUCAGCUGCAGUGCAGCCAGGUUUAUUGCUGGGUGCUUACCUCAGUGCUUCACUCUCCCCCUUCUCGGCCUCCCAACUGAGGCUGGUCCAGGUCACUCAUACUGCGGGGCAGGCCGAGGCCUGGGACCAGCCCAGUUCCACUGCUCUGCAGGGACCGGGACCCCUAAACAGUGAAGCCCCGGGAACCUGGAGACCCUGGGAAUAGGGCAGGGGUUGUUCUCCAGGAUAACAGUGGAGGAGCCCAGGUGCCAUUCAGCACUUGAUGGGGAGGGGAAUGGGGACAGUGGGGCCCCCAGGGGGCAGCUGAGGGUUCCCCCUUUCUCCCUGACCUUAUGUCCCCUCUUGUGUGUCCCAUUCCCUGCCCCCGGCCUCCCCCAGAUGAGGACGUGUGCGUGUUCAAGUGCGCCGUGUCCCGCGAGACAGAGUGCAGCCGCGUGGGCAAGCAGUCCUUCAUCAUCACCCUUGGCUGCAACAGUGUCCUCAUCCAGUUCGCCACCCCCACCGAUUUCUGCUCCUUCUACAACAUCCUGAAGAACUGUCGGGGCCACAACACAGAGCGCUCCGUAUUCAGUGAGCGGACAGAGGAGUCGUCGGCGGUGCAGUACUUCCAGUUCUACGGCUAUCUGUCCCAGCAGCAGAACAUGAUGCAGGAUUACGUGCGGACGGGCACGUACCAGCGUGCCAUCCUGCAGAACCACAGUGACUUCAAGGACAAGAUUGUGCUGGAUGUGGGCUGUGGCUCCGGCAUCUUGUCUUUCUUUGCUGCUCAGGCCGGGGCCAGGAAGAUCUAUGCCGUGGAGGCCAGCACAAUGGCCCAGCACGCCGAGAUGCUUGUGAAAAGCAACAACCUGAUGGACCGGAUUGUGGUGAUCCCGGGGAAGGUGGAGGAGGUGUCACUGCCUGAGCAGGUGGACAUCAUCAUCUCGGAGCCCAUGGGCUACAUGCUUUUCAAUGAGCGCAUGCUGGAGAGCUACCUGCAUGCUAAAAAGUACCUGAAACCCAGCGGGAACAUGUUCCCCACGAUCGGAGAUGUCCACCUGGCCCCAUUCACAGAUGAACAGCUCUACAUGGAGCAGUUCACGAAAGCCAAUUUCUGGUACCAGCCAUCCUUCCAUGGAGUGGACCUGUCAGCACUGCGAGGAGCUGCGGUGGAUGAGUACUUCAGACAGCCUGUUGUGGACACCUUUGACAUCCGGAUCCUGAUGGCGAAAUCGGUCAAAUACACGGUGAACUUCUUAGAAGCCAAAGAAGGCGAUUUGCACAGGAUAGAAAUUCCCUUCAAGUUCCACAUGCUGCAUUCAGGGCUAGUCCACGGCUUGGCCUUCUGGUUUGAUGUGGCCUUCAUCGGCUCCAUAAUGACUGUGUGGCUGUCGACAGCCCCCACGGAGCCACUAACCCACUGGUACCAGGUGCGGUGCCUCUUCCAGUCCCCACUCUUCGCCAAAGCCGGUGACACGCUCUCAGGGACCUGCCUCCUCAUCGCCAACAAGAGGCAGAGCUACGACAUCAGUAUUGUGGCCCAGGUGGAUCAGACCGGCUCAAAGUCCAGCAACCUCCUUGACCUGAAAAACCCCUUCUUUAGGUACACAGGCACGACUCCAUCACCCCCUCCAGGAUCACACUACACGUCCCCGUCGGAGAACAUGUGGAAUGCAGGCAGCGCCUACAACAUGAGUACAGGCAUGGCUGUGGCGGGGAUGCCCACGGCCUAUGACCUCAGCAGUGUCAUCACAGGUGGCACCAGCGUCAGCCACAACAACCUGAUUCCUUUAGCUAACACAGGGAUCGUCAAUCACACGCACUCCAGGAUGGGAUCCAUCAUGAGCACAGGGAUCGUCCAAGGCUCCUCAAGUGGGCAGAGCAGCAGCAGUGGCAGCACCCACUACCCACUCAACAGCCAGUUCACCAUGGGGGGCCCAGCCAUCUCCAUGGCCUCACCCAUGUCCAUCACCACCAACACAAUGCAUUAUGGGAGCUAGGCGCCCACUGUGCUUGGACUGCCAGCGCCAGGAAACCAAAUGAAGAUGACCCCCUCCGCCCCUCCCCUCCACACCUCCACGAACUGCUGGACCCCUCCUCCCCUGUCUGCCGCACCGCUGCCAUUGCUGCUGGGAAGACCUUGCUGCGGCCCGGCAACCCAUUCUUUGAUACCGGACUUGGACAACUUUUUUACAAAAGGGUGGGGCCAAGGGACCCACCUGCCCCACCUUCCCCCCCACUGUGCUAGCUGCCCCCCACCCUCCCUGAGCGAUCAUGUAGCUGAUGCUGUUUUAGUUCGUGAGCUUCCAUAACAGACAGGCAUGGGCUGCAGUGCGGACCUAUCCCACUGGGGAUGGGGACAUUGAUAACCCCCAUCCCCCCCUUCCCCUACCACCAAGGGCUUGGCAGGCAGGCAGGCAGGGGGAUGGGGCUGGGCCUGGGGGAGGUGGGAGGUUGCCCCGGCUUGUUCCUCUUCUGAGGCUGGUGCAUAAAGGGCCCUAUGUUGUAGCCCCUUGCAGGGCAGCCUCCCGCCCUCCCCCUUGCUGGCGUGAGGGCUCAACCAGCCCUGGUGCCUUGUGGGGAAAGAAGAGCCCCUUUGUGCCUCGCUUUCCCCAGCCAUGCCCUUUGGGGGGGGGAGUGGGGGGGGGGGCCUGGAGCCCUUGGACACCACCCAGUGGCAAGUUCAGCCCUCAGCAGCAUGGUGUGCGGGCCUGCCAGCUGCAACGGUCUUGCCAGCUGUUAUGGAAGGCGCAGUCCCCUAGCUCCCUAGGACGGCGAAUCCAUUUAUGUUAAUGACCCUCCAAGCAGUGACCGUGUGCCUCGCCCCACCCUCCCUUUCUGGUUCCUUUCUAAGGGCCGCGAGCGGCGUUGCUCGGAAGGAUUCUGCAGGGACACCCCCACCCCCAUCCCUGGCCAGAGAGAACCGCGUGUCUCCCACAGGCCGGUCCCGUCCGCCCCCGGCCAGCCAUGCCAAGUGGCCAGGGGCUGGCAGGGGGAGGGCACCGUGUCUCAGGCCGGUGCCCAUUGGUAGGAGUAGCAGUGUUUGGGCCGUAGUACUGAAUAAAUGGGAGGGUUUCGAAGGUCUGCUGCCCCUGCUGGCUCUUUCUUGGCAGGGGUCAGGGCCUGAGACAGCAGCCCUGGCCACAUCCUCAGCCCACCUUCCCCAGGAACCUAGUCACCAGCCAACAGUUGGGGGAGGUUGGCUCUGGGGCAGGAGGGAAACCAAGGCCCAGAUAACUGCCUCAGAGCUCUUCGCUCCUAAUGUCCCCAGCUCCUGCAGCACUAACCAGCCCUUCGCAGGAAGAACCAGCUGCUCCCAGGAGUCAGACUUGGCCCAUGCCUCUUGGCUGGCAGCUUAGCAG
This is a messenger RNA of Alligator sinensis (Chinese alligator), 4580 nucleotides long. RefSeq names its product coactivator associated arginine methyltransferase 1 (gene CARM1). Gene Ontology annotation, biological process: peptidyl-arginine methylation. The transcript is spliced from 15 exons. The coding region runs from base 1572 to 3218 and encodes 548 amino acids. Lineage: Eukaryota; Metazoa; Chordata; Crocodylia; Alligatoridae. The record is from RefSeq and is a predicted model, not a curated record. Gene Ontology annotation, molecular function: protein-arginine N-methyltransferase activity.